This is a messenger RNA of Podarcis lilfordi (Lilford's wall lizard), 11951 nucleotides long. NCBI's taxonomy places the organism in Eukaryota, Metazoa, Chordata, Lepidosauria, Squamata, Lacertidae. The record is from the annotation of a GenBank genome assembly.
CCGACGUGGGCUGGGCUUCGCGGGCAACCCUUCCCUCUCGGCCCAGGGCGGCGCUGCGUUUCUCGGCGUGCACUUGCUGGGCGGCGGCGACGGUGGUGAGUCCGGGUCGACGGGGCGGGCGGACGGGAGGACGGGGGUCUUCGGAGCCGGGCAGAGCUUCCCGCAACCGUGCGCCCUGCUCGGCCCUUUCCCCGGCUCUUGGGCCCGGUGGCCCCUGGCUGAGCUCGGGCGUCGCGGGCCAAGUUCCUCCCGCCCCGUCCGCCGGGGCGCUUUUGCCCUUCGCGGGCGGCUCCCUACCCCGGCGGCGGCGAAGCGGCUGCUGGUGGCUCCCGGAUCUCGAGUGCGAAUCCUGCCGGCUGCAAGCAGCUGCCGGUUGGACUGAGAUUGUGGCGAGGCUUGAAAACGGCAGGGCUUGUGAUCAAAUAGCAUAGAGAUCUUAGGGGUGUAAGGGGGCCCUGGGCAUCAUCUAGUCCAACCCCCUGCAAUGGCAGGAGUAUGCAGCUGUCCCAUGCGGGGAUCGAACCUGCAACCUUGGCGUUCUUAGCGCCACGCUCUCACCGAUUGAGCUCAACAUGCCAGAAGAUGGGGCUUUUGUCCAGGACUGGGAGGAAGCUGGAGGGCAGGACCAGCCCCAUGUUGCCUGGGGGGGGGGCGUCCUUCAACAGAAACAGCUGACUUUCAGCCUCGUGGAAUGAGCAAGGGCUGUUAGAGUAGCGCAUUGGCCGCGAGUCAGUUCCCUUGCAUAAUUUUGCCCCAUAUGAAGCAUGUUGGGCAGCAACUGGUUUGCGAUUUCCUAGUCCUGUUACCAUUCUCCGAAACCACAUGCUCGGCUUUUCACACAAGCAGUUGACUCAGUGGAGGGACUUGCUCCCUUGGUGGCAAGCGGACGCCUCUGGAAUGAAGUGUGGGCUUGACCUGAUAUGUUGUUGUUGUUGCUGUUUAGUCGUGUCCACCUCUUCGUGACACAUGGACCAGAGCACGCCAGGCACUCCUGUCUUCCACUGCCUCCCGCAGUUUGGUCAAACUCAUGCUGGUAGCUUCGAGAACACUGUCCAACCAUCUCGUCCUCUUUUCCUAGUGCCCUCCAUCUUUCCCAACAUCAGGGUCUUUUCCAGGGAGUCUUCUCUUCUCAUGAGGUGGCCAAAGUAUUGGAGCCUCAGCUUCACGAUCUAUCGUGAAGGGCUGAUUUCCUUAAGAAUGGAGAGGUUUGAUCUUCUUGCUGUCCAUGGGUCUCUCAAGAGUCUCCUCCAGCAAAUCACACCGGCUGCAACCUGCUCUGGAUGACUGAGCCUUGCAAGGGAGGUGGGCAAGGCAGUUGUACAGUUUAACUUGCUGGGGUGAAAGGACAUCAGGUUGCAGAUAAGCCGCCCCUGUGUGUUUGGACUUUACACCUUAACGGCUCUAGGUGGGGCAACUUUACACAAGGUGAACUCGCUCGCUGUUGCUUUUUCUUCCGGACCAGGCCUUCAAGUCCCUGGGCCCUCAACUUUGCCCAGACUUGGCUGCCGCACGAAGUGCAAUUUCCUUUGUCACUGAGAACAUAGUAGAGGGAAAAUCCUGCAAAAAGCCAGCCUCUGCCCUAGAGCACUUUAUAGCUGCCUCCUGGCAUCCUUUGAUCUUUGUCUUCCUCCUUUCCUACACUUCAGGCUCAGGCGGUUCCUCUGGGUGCAUCGCUGGGGUUUUCAGCCUAGGAUUUUUGCUGUUGUGGGAGGCGGGUGUUGCUUGCGAAAAGCCUCCCUUGAGUGUAUAGAUUUCAACUUCAUAGGCAAUGUUCAAAUAUAUAAAAGGAUGUCACAUAGAGGAGGGAGAAAGGUUGUUUUCUGCUGCUCCAGAGAAGCGGACACGGAGCAAUGGAUCCAAACUACAAGAAAGGAGAUUCCACCUAAACAUUAGGAAGAACUUCCUGACAGUAAGAGCUGUUUGACAGUGGAAUUUGCUGCCAAGGAGUGUGGUGGAGUCUCCUUCUUUGGAGGUCUUUAAGCAGAGGCUUGACAACCAUAUGUCAGGAGUGCUCUGAUGGUGUUUCCUGCUUGGCAGGGGGUUGGACUCGAUGGCCCUUGUGGUCUCUUCCAACUCUAUGAUAAGUUUGGCAGAUACCCGGAGAUCUGAGGUGGUUGUUUAAGACAGAGUGGAGUAUCCGGCGUGUUUGAUGCAGGCAUUUGGAGAUAGAGAAUGCCAGGGGGAAACAUGCCAGUAGUUUGAAACUGUGCUUGCACCCUGGCGCAUGGAUGUGCUGCAACAGCAGCUCUUCAUUUCUUGAUCCUGCAAGGACUUAUUGCAAAGGCUGUCUGAUCUGAACAUGCGCAGACUGACACAAUAAUCUAGAGUCAGGGGCAUUUGGGGGCACAUUAAUUUUAUUAACAGCCACUAAAAUCAGACAUUGCCCUCAUGGGGCUUGUUUAUGGAGGAGAGAUAAGAUUGUUGGCCUCUGGAAAAAUAGUCCUGUCUCUCAUUUCUGACUCCUCAACAGUAAUGUUGAUGGCUCUAGCUGUAAUAGUAGAGAAAUAAACAUGUUUUUCAUGGGGGUCAGAAAAAUGGCCGACAGCAGCAUCGAUAAAUCUCAGGAGGGAGGGAGCUCAGUAGCAGAGGCACCACCACAGAAAAGGCCCUGUUGUUACUUGCUGUUUCAUUAUAUUUGCAUUGCUUGUUGCGUUGCUUUAAUUAUUCUUAAACAAUAAGCCACAUUUGCCAUUUUACAGCUGAAAGAAGGAACUGAAAUUACUACAAGAAAAGGGGGAUAAAGAAAUAGGUAUAGGCCAUUGCCCAAAUUGAUGUGAACUGCCUGGGGCUACAAUCCUAUACAGUGGUACCUCGGGUUACAUACGCUUCAGGUUACAGACUCUACUAAGCCAGAAAUAUUACCUUGGGUUAAGAACUUUGCUUCAGGAUAAGAACAGAAAUCGUGCAGCGGCGGCGCAGUGGCAGCAGGAGGCCCCAUUAGCUAAAGUGGUGCUUCAGGUUAAGAACAGUUUCAGGUUAAGAACAGACCUCCAGAACGAAUUAAGUACGUAACCAGAGGUACCACUGUAGUUACUUACUGAGGGGAAAUUCCACUGAAUUUUGCAGGUCUUACUUCCAAGCAACAUGGAAGUCAAGCAGUGUAGGGAGAGCAAAAGAGCAGAAUAUGCCCUGGGAGGAACAUGCAGCAGAUCUGCACCAAAACUUUGUGCAUUUUAAUUGAGGAGGAAACAGAGAAUGUGGCCUGCAAUGCAGACACUGCUCUCCCCUCUCCAGAAUAUCAGCAAGGCUCGUCUCUUAACCCCACUCCGUCCCUUAACCCCUUUGGUGGUUGCACCAAACGCAAAUAAUGCCAGGUGGAUGAACGCAACUCACCCCCGUUCUGAAAUUAAGAUUGGAGUCAGCGAAUUUGGGAGGAAUGCAGACUGAGUAGAAGUUGAUUAAAGGCACAGAUAGUUCUGGGCAGAAUCCGAGACCAGGGAGAAGAGCUGGUGGAAGAAGACUGGAAGUUUAAAGACUAUUUAUAGAAAUAUUGCAAAAUUAAUGAAUGUUAGAACAAAGUGGGAAUGAAGUUGUAUGGCUUUGGCAGAAAUGUUAUAAGGAAUUAAGUAUAAAUCGAUUAAUUGAGCAUUAAAGGGAAUAAAAUAAGGUUAGAAUGUGUUAAGAUAAUUAUAGGAUAGAAAACAGAGGAAGAUGGAAAGGAAUUGCUGAAAUAAUUAAUUGAUGUGGAAUACAAAAAGGGAGGUGUGAGGAAGUCGUGGAAAUAAGCGAAUGAAAGAUGUGACAUUGAAAUUGUUUAACAUGGUCUUUGUUUUGUUUUAUUUGUCUUGCAUUGUAUUGUGUUGUUUUUUGUUUCUUGUUUCUUUUUGCUUCUUUGCUUUGUUUAACUCUUUUUCUUUUUUUUUUGUAACUUUUAAACUCUUAAUAAAUAUUAUUAUUUUAAUUUUUUUAAAAAAAGGCACAGAUAGUUCUGUUUACAAUACAUUUCAGUAUGUUCUUCCGACCCCUUACACCCAGUGCCGACAUAACAAGGGCUUUUGGCAUCAUUUCUCUACUUGGAGUUAGGGUAGCAAUGGAACUGGAAGCCGGCUCCUGCUAUGUUGUUGCUCUGCUCCAUUGUAUUACUCUCGGAUCCCUUUCCCAUUGUGCUCAGGGCCAGGAAGCUUCUCGCUGUGACCUGUUGUCUGUCUCUUGCUACCAGAGUGAUGGGUGCUUGCCUGCCCUGUGUCUCUUGGCGGGGCGGGCGCGAUUCUGAUUCUUGGGCUUGAACUAACCUUCCCCUUUCCCCCUCUCCUCAGUGCCAAGAUGGUGGUUCUCUCGAAGGAAUAUGGCUAUGUGAUUCUCACCGGUGCUGCCAGUUUCAUCUUGGUAACACACCUUGCCAUCAAUGUGGGGAAAGCCCGCAAGAAAUACAAUGUUCAGGUGAGUUGGGGGAGGGAUGCUUCAUCAAGACUCUGGGAAGACAAGAGUACGGACCCAGCAUAUCCAAUAUAAUCUGAUCAUUCUGCUUACCGUAUUUUUCGCUCUAUAAGACGCACCAGACCACAAGACGCAGCUAGUUUUUGGAGUAGGAAAACAAGAAAAAAAAUAUUCUGAAUCUCAGAAGCCAGAACAGCUAGAGGGAUCGCUGCACAGUGAAAGCAGCAAUCCCUCUUGCUGUUCUGGCUUCUGGGAUAGCUGCGCAGCCUGCAUUCGCUCCAUAAGAUGCACACACAUUUCCCCUUACUUUUUAGGAGGGAAAAAGUGAGUCUUAUAGAGCAAAAAAUACGGUAUUUCCUGUGGGGUCCGUACUUCCUUUUUUCAAGGAACCAUGUUUUUUUCAGACCUCAUGGCCAGUGGCGUGGGAUUUUCCCCCUUUGCUGGCUGGAAAGUGGGUGGAUUCCUCCCCCCUUCCUUUGGUGCGCUCUUGAGUAAGCCAUGUGCAAAUGGAACAAUGCAGGCAGCUAUUGCUACUUUCUGCCAGGUGACAUGCGGCCUCCGUGGAACCUCCAUAGUCAAAGGCAGUGUACCGCUGAGAUGGUUCUUCCCUUUAUGUCCUGCUUGCAAACGCCCAAGUAGCACUUGGAUGGCCGUUGGUGGAAACUGCCUAGCUAGACCAUGAAUCUGUUCCAGUUCUGGUGUUUGCACGCAUUAUGUAGGCAGGCCUUGAAGGUGGCUCGGGGUGUCCUUGGCAGUAGAUUUGAUCUUCACAUCAUAGCUUCCAACUCUCUCUGGUUUUUUAAUCUGUGAGGACUUGGGCAAGGAAUUUGGGAGUUGGCUUUUGCAAACGCCCACAGUUGGCAGCGCUGCACAAAUGUUUCUGAUCUGAAAGCUGCCGCAGGGGGAACGAGCUGUAUCACCGCUCUUGCUGGCUUUUGUGGUUCUCAGCUGCUAGCAACGCUUCGGGAGCCGUUUUGCAGAGGUCUCCAAAACAGAGGAGUCUUGUUAGAGACAAUUUGUGCACAGGAAAAACUUCCCCUCCUCUUCCUGGAAGGCUUUGGAGCCGCAGUUAGGAAGGAGGCCAGAGGGUGUGUCUGCUCUGCUCUGCGUUGGUGAGUCAUAAGCCCCUCUAAAAACAGCUGGAGCCGGGCUUUGUGAAUGGUUUCUCGUGGCUCAGGGAUGGGUGGGGGACUUCAGCCACAAGACUGGCAAGCCGUGUCCCUACCACUCCUCUCCCUUGGCACUCUCACUUCUGUGUUAGUUAACUCCUGCAAAGAGCCUUUGAAAUGCACUUUGCAGGCAAACAUAAAGGGAGAAGAAGCAACUUGGGAGGGGAGGGUUGCUGCUGUUGUGUUUGGGCUCUUAUUCCCCCUUGUGGCGAGUGACCUGGCUUGUCUCACUUGUUACUGUUUGCUGAACCCUUUGUUGACUUUUGCUUGGCUGCUUCCGGGUCUGGGAAAAAAGAGAGUUUCUUCCUCUGCUGCCAUGGUGGGAAGGCUUGUAGCAGAAGGCAAGGGAAAGAUGGCGGGAAACAACAGGAAAGUCUUGCACAGAAGGAGCACGCUCAGACACAAAGUUUUAAUUCACCUACCUGACAUGGUAUGUCUAUGAAUGUGUGUUUCCGGCAAAGUGCAAAACAGAAGCCCAAUCAGUCGGUUGCUACCAUGGCUCCAUUCUGUGUGUGCCCAUUGGGUGUGGGAAUAGAGUAACACAUUGAUCACUAGGUAGCACGUGGAACACUUAAACGGCUCAGGACUGCAGUACCUCAAGGACUGUCUCUUUCCAUACGAACCUACCCAGACCCCGGUAUCAUCUUCUGAGGCCCUCCUUCGUGUGCCGCCUCCUUGAGAGGCCCAAAGGGUGGCAACACAAGAACGGGGCCUUCUCUGUGGUGGCUCCCCAUCUGUGGAAUGCUCUCCCCAGGGAGGUUUGCCUGAUGCCUUCAUUAUACACCUUUAGGCGCCAGGCAGAAAUGUUCCUUUUUAACCAGGCCUUUGGCUGAUCUGAUUGACAUCCUAUGCCCUUUUAAAAUGUGGGUUGCUUUUUUGUGGGGGGCUAUUGGGUUGUUGUUUUUUAUUUUUAUUAUGUAUUUUGUGGUUUUAUAUUUUGAUUUUAUUCUGUGAACCGCCCUGAGAUCCCCUGGGUAGUAAUAAUAAUAAUAAUAAUAAUAAUAAUAAUAAUAAUAAUUUAUUUAUUUAUACCCCGCCAAUCUGGCUGGGCUUCCCCAUAGGGGAAGGUUAUAGGGCGGUAUAUAAAUUACAACAACAACAACAACAACAACAACAACACUUUUCUCCUCCAACUCCACAGUUGAUGAGGUGUGGACAUUUACUUUCUUCCUUUCUUUCUCUCUCUCUCUCUCCCCCUUCCCCCACUAACCUCCCUCAAAAGUACCCAAACAUGUACAGCACAGACCCUGAAAAUGGACAUCUCUUCAACUGUAUCCAGAGGGCGCACCAGAACACGUGAGUAGCCCUUGGCACAAGGAGUUUAAUUUUGGUUUCUUAAGUGUUUUAAUGCCUCGAGUGUUGCAGCUGCUGCUGUUUUGGGAAACCAUUCUCAGUGCAGCAAUCCCUGCCAUUCUGCCUGUAGCAGCCGUGAUAAAAACACUUGAGGAAAUCCAUAUUCUAAACGCCUGUCCGGCCUCCUGCAAUGCAGGAAUCUCACAAAAGCAUCCCUGAAAGAUAGCCAUCCAGUCUCUGCUUAAAAACCUCCAAGGAAGGAGACCCCAACACCUUCCAAGGGAGUCGAAUGGCCCUUACCAUCAGAUACUUCUUCCUGGUGUUUAGCUGGAAUCUCCUUUCUUGUAACUUGAAGCCCUGGGUUCGAGUUCUACCCUCCAGAGCAGGAGAAAACAAGCCUGUUCCCUCCUCCGUGUGUCAGCCCUUGAGAUUGCCUUUUGACUGUCGAGUGUCUUGCUACGGCCAGUGGUUUGUCAGCAAAAGGCUUGUCAGAGGCAGGUAGUUCAGAAAUCUGCAUUGCUGGAGCACAGAGCUCAUGCAACAGCCAGGAAGGUGGGUUACGGAAUCCCAGGGAAAUUUCCAGCUUGUGGAAGCGAAAUUUUGCUGACCUUUCCUGCCGAGAGAGAGCAUGCGAUUCCUACCUCAAUAUAUGUUGGGAGUCCCUGUCUUUGGACCGUUGCACAUCAACUGUGUACCUGCCUCGGCCUUCGUUUUCUCCCCUUUAUAUACCAAUCCUUGAUAUUCUGCUCUGAACCUCCUCUUAAUUCCUGUGUGCACAUCCCAGAGGUUGGAAUGGGGAAGAUGCAAUAAGGGAUACAUUGUGCAGAAGAGCAGUUUUUGUCUCCAUGGCACCCUGACAGAGCUCCAGAGGCCCGACGUUCCCGUAACAGGAAGGAAUCAUUGCAAGCGUGCAAAUUAUUCCGGGACAGCUGUGAAAUCUGCUGCCUUCCUUGCAUUCUCUUGUGAGAAUGAUGUCCUGGUCUCUGACACCAGCUGGCACAAAUGAGGGAGCUCAUUCCAGGCCAUUUAAAAACAGAAACAAAGCCACAACGCACACACCUGUCUCUGUUCUUGCAGGUUGGAAGUGUAUUCCUCCUUCUUAUUCUUUCUUGGAGUGAGCGGAGUCUACUUCCCGGUAAGUACCAAGAUGAGAGACUUGGGGGUUUGUUUUUCCCCAGCCUGCUCAGUGGGAGCAAAGCCCGGGUGUGACUGCGAAGCCCAAGGUACUUGAUUCUCUACUGAAGUUUCUCUGGAGCAGAGCUCAGGAACAUCCAUACAGUGUGGUGUAGUGGUUAAGAGUGGUGGACUCGUAAUCUGGUGAACCGGGUUCGAUUCCCCGCUCCUCCACAUGCAGCUGCUGGGUGACCUUGGGCUAGUCACACUUCUCUCUGAAGAUUUUAAUGUUUAAUAGGUUAUUGUAUUUUAGUGUUCUGUUGGAAGCCACCCAGAGUGGCUGGGGAAACCCAGCCAGAUGGGUGGGGUAUAAAUAAUAAAUUAUUAUUAUAUUAUUAUCUCUCUGCCUCACUCACCUCACAGAGUGUUUGUUGUGGGGGAGGAAGGGAAACAAGAUUGUUAGCCGCUUUGAGACUGCUUAGGGUAGUGAUAAAGCAGGAUAUCAAAUCCAAGGAGGACCCCAAAACUCCUUUACAGGAGAGUGUAAUCAAGUCCAGAACAAUUUCCUGGACACGGGAACCCCUGCUUAACUGGGUCUCUGCCUUCUCAGGACUGAAACGCCACUUAUUGGUUCCCGUUCUGCACUCCACAGUGUCCAGGCAGCUGCUCCUGAUUCAAACGUUGCCAUAGAAUUGUUGCAAGGGACCCCAAGGGUCAUCCAGUCCAACCCCUUGCAAUGCAGGGAUCUCAACUAAAGCAUCCAUGACAGAUGGCCAUCCAACCUCCGCUUAAAUACCUCCAAGGAAGGAGAAUCCACAGCCAUCUGAGGGGAGUCCGUUCCACUGUCGGAACAACUCUGUGUCAUCAUACUGCUGACCACUCCCUCCAAAACCUCUAGUGACUGCCCCCUGUUGUUCUAUAAUUAUUAUUAUUAUUAUUAUUAUUAAUUCCCCAGCCACUCUGGGUGGCCUCCAACAAAAUAUUAAAAUACAGUAAUGUAUCAAAUAUUAAAAGCUUCCCUAAACAGGGCUGCCUUCAGAUGUCUUCUAAAAGUCAUAUAGAUGUUAAAACCAAACUGGGGACAAAAUGGAAGCUGAUCUCCUCUUCCCUGUUGCACAUUCAUAUCAGCACCAGUCCUCUCAGUGAGCAGUGACUAUUUCUGCUUUUCCCCCCAGCGGGUUGCUACAGGACUUGGUGCAUCUUGGAUCAUCGGAAGACUGCUUUAUGCUUAUGGCUACUACACAGGAGGUGGGUUUAUGGGGCUGGUUAAACGCAAUCCAUUCGUCGCCUGCAGAGCUGCUCCGAUUGGACAGUUUUCCUUGGAUUCCCAGUUGGAUCUGUUGCCAAACUCUUCCAUGCACUGUGCAAGAGCUUGGAAACCAGAGCAAAUAGUUGGGAAUCAAGAGGAAGGGUCUAUCUUAUGCUUCCCCCCCCCCAUAAGAGUAGGAAGCUAUGUUUAGAAUGAAAAUACAGUGGUGCCUCGCAAGACGAAAUUAAUCCGUUCCGCGAGUCUCUUUGUCUUGCGGUUUUUUCGUCUUGCGAAGCACGGCUAUUAGCGGCUUAGCGGCUAUUAACGGCUUAGCGGCUGUACGGCUUAGCGGCGAUUAGCGGCAGCGGCUUUAAGAAAAAGGAAACAAACUCGCAAGAACUCGCAAGACGUUUCGUCUUGCGAAGCAAGCCCAUAGGGAAAUUCGUCUUGCGGAACGACUAAAAAAACGCAAAACCCUUUCGUCUAGCGAGUUUUUCGUCUUGUGAGGCAUGCGUCUUGCGGGGCACCACUGUAGUGGGAUUUUAUCCCAUUAUGCCAUGGGUAGGCAAACUAAGGCCCGGGGGCCGGAUCCGGCCCAAUCGCCUUCCAAAUCCAGCCCGCAGACUGUCCGGGAAUCAGCGUGUUUUUACAUGAGUAGAAUGUGCCCUUUUAUUUAAAAUGCAUCUCUGGGUUAUUUGUGGGGCAUAGGAAUUCGUUCAUUUUUUUUCUUCCCAAAAUAUAGUCCGGCCCCCCACAAGGUCUGAGGGACAGUGGACUGGCCCCCUGCUGAAAAAGUUUGCUGACCCCUGCUUAUGCAAUGCAAUGCCUUAACUCCAUCCUCCUUUGCCAGAAAAAGAGAAAGCCCAUACAUUCUCUGGAGCUCAUACUGAAGUGUUGACUCAAGAGUAGAGAAGCACACUGAUAAUUUCAUUGCUUUUUUUUUUUUUGCAAACCGCUUUGGGGUGGUGGUGGUUGUUUUACAAUCAAGCAGAAUACAGUGGUGCCCCGCAAGACGAAUGCCUCGCAAGACGAAAAACUCACUAGACGAAAGGGUUUUGCGUUUUUUGAGUCGUUCCGCAAGACGAAUUUCCCUAUGGGCUUGCUUCACAAGACAAAACGUCUUGCGAGUUCUUGCGAGUUUGUUUCCUUUUUCUUAAAGCCUCUAAGCCGUUAAUAGCCGCUAAGCCGCUAAUAGCCGCUAAGCCGCUAAUAUCCGUGCUUCGCAAGACGAAAAAACCGCAAGACGAAGAGACUCGUGGAACGGAUUAAUUUCGUCUUGCGAGGCACCACUGUAUAAAUUUUGGGAAAUCAAUAAAAUAAAUAUUUCACAUAUGGAACACUAGAUGAUGUACACAGGGGGUCUCAAGGUUGCACACACGCCACGCCCCCUCCAAACACCCUGAAAUCUCAAAACUACCGGACUUCUCCCCGCUUAGAAUCAGCAAGGUUGCUGGUUUUUGUUUUCAAAUUUAUUUAUUUGCAAAACGCUUAUAGACCACCAUCUCAUGCGUAACAUCAAGGCAGCGUGCAACAUUAUUUUACAAAUACAUUGUUGUGGUUGUUGUCAUCCAUCUGUCUUGAGAGGCAGUGGAGUGCACCUUCCAGGGUGAAGUCAAACGGCUGGAGAAUCACAGCGCCUGCUGGGGCUGCAGAGACUGGUAACUCAUAACUGCUGCCCCCCACAUUGUUUUUGCUGCAUUAGCAGUACCAAAGUGACCUCUCUGGGGUGCCAGCCUGGGCAGUGUGCAUGGAGGUCCUCUCUAGAAGGUGUGAGAAGGAGCAGUCUAGGAAAGCAGAAAUAGUAGUUCAUGAACGUGUGUCCUGCUGACAUUUCGCCCCCAAAGCCUCUUUAACUUUUUGUACUGAAGCCUGUGUCUUGCCUUUGAUAGGGUAUCUUGAAGGGGACGGUAAAAAAUUAAAACCUCAUGUUUUAGAGCAGGCGUAGGCAAACUCAGCCCUCCAGAUGUUUUGAGGCUACAAUUCCUAUCAUCUCUGACCACUGGUCCUGUUGGCUAGGGAUGAUGGGAGUUGUAGUCCCAAAACAUCUGAAGGGCCAAGUUUGCCUGUGCCUGUUUUAGAGGUACAAAACAACCACUGAGAAAUUUAUCCUAGGUAGAUCGCAGUGCAGUGGACGCUCGGGUUGCGAAUGUGAUCUGUGCGGGAUGCACAUUCGCAACCCGCGUCUGCGCACAUACGGGUUGCGAUUUGGCGCUUCUGCGCAUGCGCAAAGCGUGAUUUAGCACUUCUGCACAUGUGUGACUGCCAAAACCCGGAAGUAACCCAUUCUGGUACUUCCGGGUUUCGGUGGUCCGCAACCCGAAAAAACCCAAUCUGAAGCGGCUGUAACCUGAGGUAUGACUGUAUACUGUGCACGCCAACUGCCCUUUUGCCAUCCUGCGCGCUUUGAAAGUUCUGACGCUCUGGCUGGGUAGCUGAAAAGACAGGCUUCUUGUAACAAGUGAAGCUGGGAUAUCAGCUGCUCACCUUGCUUCUCAUUCCGAGAGUGAGUCGUGUGAACCUCACCUUUUCCUUACAGAUCCCAAGAAACGAAACCGAGGAGUCCUUGGCUCUUUGGCACUUCUCGGAUUGGCAGGGACCACCGUUUGCUCUGCUUUGGUGCAUCUUGGCUGGGUGUGCGAUCACUAGAUGACACCUCCUCUAUGGUUUCCUGGGAAGCCUUUAAAUCUUUCAAUAAUGCAAUUAUAUUUUAAUUAUUAAAAAAAUCAAAUAAAAGCCAACAUUAACCAUAA